This is a messenger RNA of Pocillopora meandrina, 5237 nucleotides long. The record is from the annotation of a GenBank genome assembly. NCBI's taxonomy places the organism in Eukaryota, Metazoa, Cnidaria, Anthozoa, Scleractinia, Pocilloporidae.
AUGACUGGCGCAAAAGAGACUUUUCAAAUCUUUAUUGCUCUCCCAUCAGGUGACAUAUGCACAGUCAAAAGAUUAUCCCGCGAAAUGUUCGUGUAUCAACUGAAAUCAAGAGUCGAGCUAAAAGCUGGCAUUCCAGCAAACAUUUUUUCUUUGUUUUUUAUGAAUAUACAACUACGCGAUCAGGAUACUUUGAAAACAUACCACCUUAAACGUGGCUGUAUUGUCAGAGUAAAACUUGAACAGAACUACCAUGGCCUGUUUGAAGCGUGUUGGCGUGGAGAUAUUUACGAUGUUUUCGAGAAUGGUGUUCAAUUUCUGGACGAAGACAAAUUUCAAGGCUACAACAUAUCUCUUUGGAACAAAUUGGUUAUCCAACGCGCGACGCUCGCUUUGUUUAUCGCCUGCCACCGUGGUUACCUCGGUCUUAUAUUAGAACUUAUCAACCGCGGAGCCACAGAUAUUAACGGUAAAACCAUUUUUGGACGAAGCGCGUUACACGUUGCAGCUUACCAAGGCUUUGUAGGCUGCGUAUCUCUACUGCUGAGCGAAGGCGCCAUUUGUAAUCAAACAGACGUUGAGGGCAAAACGCCUCUGGCCUUAGCGAGUGAGAAUGGUCAUAUUUAUUGCGAAAGAAGACUUUGGCUCUAUCAGUGGAACCUACAAACAUUUCGCCCGCAGUCCACGAGAAGCUUGAGUGGAGAAUCAAAUGAAACAGUCGAGAAUACAGGAAGGUAAGUGUUACCUAAGAAAGUUGCUGUAAGUUAAACGCUAGGCGGGAAUAGAUUUCGUGUUAAAUAUUUUAACUUUCGAUCGACAUUGAUCACGAACGCUGUAAAACAACAACAACGUAAAUAUCUAUAUGUAAUUCAUUGUUCUUCUAGUCUAGAAACCAUUGUACCCCUAAUCCCUGUAAUGAAAAAGGGUAAAUAAUGGCGAGGUAAUGAAACCAUAAUACUGCUUUUGUAACAAGCCAAUAUACUUUAUUACAAAGGGAUUAGAUAUUUCUAGAUAAUUUAUACGUAAAUGAAAACCCUCUCCUCUUUUACCUCCAAGAUUAAGGAAUUAGUAAAGCGUAAAAGUAAAAUGAAAUAGAACCUGUGUUUUUUCCAAAUACUGAGCAAUUAGCUCUAACUGAUUGAUGGAUCAGCUUCAGAAGGUCAAGUUUAAUUUAUAAACGAAACGGUUUGCAUGAUUUUGGUUGUGAUCAAACGUCUCGGCGUUACAAGAAUACGACGUCAGUAACAUAUAUGAAUGUGGUAAUACCGAUGAAAUGACGUCAAUGUUGAGUAACAUUUGACGUCAUCAUUUUAAGUAAGAUGGUUCUACAUAUAUAAUUACCCACACACAAUUCAGCCUGACGGCAUGGCUGGUAGAUAAAAUGGGCGAUAAUACCGUGAGAAACUGUGAGCCUUUUUAUUCGCAGGAUACGUUCAUUUCUUGUGCGAAAGAUUUCAGUUACGGCUCACGGAAUGUUUCGUGUCGUGUUUUAGCUGCCCUUCCCAAAUAAUAAAACCUAUAAAUAAAGUCUUUGCUUGAGUAGAUGCUGUCCUUUAAACAAUUUCUGUUUGAUUUAAAAUGUUCCAAAUCAAAUUGAUCCUUAUUUUCUUCGAAAUGAUUGGAAAUUACGAGUGGAUCCGUAAUCCCACAGGUCCGUAGGUCCGUAGGUCCGUGGGCCCCGUAGGCUCCUAGGCCUGUGAGUUCGUAGCCCGAAAGCCUGUAAGACCGUAGGCCCGUAGAUCCGUAUAUCAUUAGGUCCGUAUGCCCGUAGGCCCGUAGGCCCGUAGGCCCGUAGGCCCGUAGGCCCGUAGGCCCGUAGGCCCGUGGACCUGUAAUCCCGUAGGCCCGUAGGCCCGUAAGCCCGUGAGCCCGUUUUCGCGUAGGCCUGUAAGCUCAUAGGCCCGUACCCCAUUUGCCCGUCCUUUGCAAAGGAAACAAUGGCCCUUGCACGUCCCUUUAAGUUAGUCGUUUCCCUUAAUUUUUUUUUAGAAUAUUAAUCCUAUCUCGUUCAGUUUGGAUUUUGUUACUCGGCAUAUCCUGAUCAAUCUGCAAACUAUUAUUUGGGCGUUUCCUUUCCAACAAUUCGAGUAUAAAAUGAGGUUCGUUACGGACGGUAUGAUGGGAAAAUCGAACCCGCUUCGAAUUGUGUGAAGGAAAAAAUCGUAGGAUCUAUUAGAGUCAUCAACUUGAUCUCCUUUGUUUUAAUAGAAAUUGGAAUUCCUCACCACGCUCCACCAGGUCACCACCCAAUGGAAAAACACGUGAUCAGCUUGAUGAAAACAAUAACAAGGAACGACUAGAUACGGUAGGAGCCAAUUAGUUUCUUUUAUUUCAACACGGAAAUGGGAAUGUGAGAACAAAUUUUACACUUCAGAAAUGGGCCUUUAUAUGAUGAUGAUGAUAUAUUUUUAAUGGCAGACUUCAAAACUUUUCUUAGAGAAAAUAACCAAAGAAAUAGUGAAAUGAAAAAAGCUUAGGGGAAAAAGCAAGGAUGUAAUCUGUGGAAAAUAUCUCAAUCAAUUAAAAGCCUCCUGACCAGUGUAGACACAUGAUCGAAAAAUCCCUAUUUCCACUUGUCCGUUAAAUUUGCAAAAACCAGCGUUCUUCUUGCCGCUUCUUAACACUUUCUUUUUUCCACUAGUCACCCACUCUCACCCUUCCGAGCGUGACUGUUAACGAAGAAAAGACGAACAUCCGUCGGACGCAGAGUCACGAGCCGCGCCGAACAAAUCAGCCUUCUUUUCCCUUGAUGCAAAUCGCUGAGAAAUACCGAAAAGAGCUUCGGGACUUAAACAAAGGAGGUGGUCUUUUGCCUGUGCAUUUGCAAAAAGAAUCCGAAGAAGACGUGAAAAAAGAAGCACCGGAACUAGAGACACCAGAGUUAGAGGACAUCUCGAAAGAUGAAGUGGACCUUGUGAGAGAAGCGAACAACAAGGAUGACUUGGAAACAGCGGUAGACCGAGGCUUAAGGAUUACGGAAACCAGUGCUGGUAGAGUUUUUUGUUUGUUUGUUUGUGUUGUUGUUUUUUAUUUUUUCUCGCUAGAACAUUUCUUGAAUAUGUUAAGCCACACUGUUUAAGUUUGGAGUCUUUAGUAGAUCUUUUAAUAAUUGUUGGUGACGAUGUAACGAUGACACGAUGAUGAUUCUGACAUGACCAGAAUUGUGAGAAUUUUCACCUACAGUUAAGAAUAUUUAUCGUAGGUUCUUUCGUGUAGGUUUUCUGGAAAGCUGAUCUACCAACUUAUUAAAGUCUCAGUUUUCAACAAAAAGCCGCGGCCACAAAAAUAACUUGAGCUGAGUUACCAACGCUUCACAUCAACAUCGAAUGAAUUGAACUUAAUCAACGGAUCGAUACUAAAAAUCAAAACGAAAUUUAAUAAUAAAGCCAAAGACAAAGGGAUGACAGUGGCUAAUCACAUUAACACACGCUAUUGACAAACAAUUUUUCCCCUGGCUGUAGCGUGAGUCACUGAUCAUACCCUUUGCGCGAUGGAAUUCUAACAUAGUUUGUUUUCAACUCUGUUGAUACAGCUUCAUCUACGGAAGAGAAGCAAGAUGAUUUUACAGAAAUUAACUGUGACGCUCCAGCGGAGGCUGAACCACGCGACUUCGAGAGGUAAUCAAAAAUACAUGCAAAGCCAAGUGAUUAUUCUUGGUAAUAGCGUUACUAGGCGAUAGAAACAGGAUUGCCUUACUAGUCUGUGUUAUCCAUACCAGGCGCGAGAGCACCCUCGUACAGCUUUAUGGGACUUUUACCCAAGAUACUUCUUGGCAUUCUCGAGAAAAGUUUUUUUUCAAGACUUCGCACGGCCGAACAUACAGUUAUGGGUCUGGUUAAGAGAUUCACUUGCAAGAAGUUAUUUUUGAGGAGAGUGAAAUAAGGACGUGAGGCUAAAGGGCGAGAGUGUGAUGCUCAAUGGAUGGAAAACUAAAAAACCUCUAUUCCUAAACAGAAAACUCACAAUUACAAUGCAACGACAAAGUAUUAAGACAAAUACAAGAAAAGACACAUACAAGACAACCAGCUCAGCGUGUAAUUGAAUGAAAUAAAUAGCGUAAACUGAACUGUUGCACUGGAAAAUAAACCAAAGUAUGCUAAGGACCAUGAUGUGUACCUUAUCAUUUUAUCCUUCAUAUUCAUUGUUUUUUUUGUCUUCUCAGACCCUCUUCAGGAAGAUCGAAUGGAAUCCGUAAGCUUGACAUUCUGAUGACCGAGUCGCGUGAAAAAAUGAAAGGCGAGUCGACCACCCGUGGACAGGAUGUGAGUAGUUCUGCAGAAUACCAAGAGACCGAACACGAAAAUAGCAUUCUUCAGGAAUAUUCAAUAAGGAAAUCUGCCCGAACUUUUGACGACUGGCUUCAAAUGAAGCGAUCUCAGGAGAAAAAGAGGCCUGGGACUGCGCCUGCGCAGAAAAGUAGGCUUGGAAAGAGUAUCGACCCUGAAUCGUUUAAGAGGUGGUUGAACAGCAAACGUUCGCAGCGCUACCACACAAAUUCCGAAUCCUCAGCAUCAAACAAAAAGACAUUUAUCAGUUCUAGUGGUCUGACGUUUGAUCGCUGGCUUGAAACAAAGUUAGGAAGAAGACCCAUGAGUGCUAUAACCUGCGAAACGGAUUCACGUGAUAAAAACACGCCAGGAGCAGGAAACAAAGUGCGCAAACAAAUCACUUCUGGAAAAUCGUACGAACUCUGGUUGGCAGAGAAAAAAGCCACUGCCAAUAACAGUAAAGAUGCGGAAAAUAACAGCGAUGGAAUCAAGAAUACUUCAAAAGCGAGUGGAAAAUCCUUUGAGGUAUGGCUUCAGGACAAACAAAAGCAAAAACAAAUUGAGUUAGUCCAGAAAGUUACCACAGAAAAAGAACGGAAAAGACUGGAGGAGAUAGAUCAGUUGGCGAAAUGGCUAAACCCACAUUACAAGACUUACGAGGAUUGGCUUGCAAUCAAGAACCACCAAGCUGUCCUAGAGAGACAGCGGGCUCAACACGAACCACAAAGAGAACAUGAGGAUGUCUCUUCAGAAGAAAAACAGAAAGAUGCCAAAAUUGUUUACAACAUCUGGCAAAGGAUGAAAGCUCUUAAAGAACUUAAUGAAGAAGACAGAAAAUACAGCGAGAUGAAAGCAAAGUGGGCUGCAAAGGAAAAGGAGAAAAAACAUUUAAGUAGGGCUCAAUAUCUAAAACAAGGGAACAAGAUGCAGCUUGAAACCGGCCUCGGCAAAAAUUUAACUAUGAACAGGUAG